Molecule: messenger RNA, 678 nt
Organism: Cadophora gregata
Lineage: Eukaryota; Fungi; Ascomycota; Leotiomycetes; Helotiales; Ploettnerulaceae
Exons: 2
Coding region: 1-678 (225 amino acids)
Source: RefSeq, a predicted model, not a curated record
AUGGUAUUUGGGGAUACAGACGUGACGCCGACUUUCCACUCGAACAUUGGCAAUUUCUUCGCCAACAACUCCACCAUCCUCAUCAGCGCAACCUACCGCCUCCUUCCAGAAGCCUCUCACCCCUCCGGCGCAAUAGACGCCUCUCUCGCCAUCUCCUGGGCUAUCUCAAAUAGUCCCAAAUAUGGCGGCUGUCCGGCUACAUCUCUAACAAUCAUAGGACAUUCCGCGGGAGGUAGUUGUAUCGGCACCGCGCUAUGGGGAGGCUACUUAGCUGAAGACCCAAGUCUAAGUCUGAAAGAGGACAAGAGCGGGCCUCAGAAAGAAGAGUGGGACCAAAUAAUCAACAACUCGACAUUCAUCUUCCUUUCCGCCGGUCUCUGGUACGACGUCGAUAAUCCGCCGACAAGCAUCAAUAUGCCUAAGUAUCACCGCACAAAGGAUAAAGCGAGAAUCAGGAGGGAGAUGCCUGUUGCGCUUUUUAGGGAAGCAGCUUUGAAGGCAAAGGCGGGGGAUGAAGUGGGAUGGAAGGGCCCGAAAAUGAAGUUCUUUUUGGGGGAAUGGGAGUUUGAUGAGAUUGUGAAGGGGACGGAGGGGUGUGAGGCGGCGUGGGAGGAGGUUUUUGGUAAAGAAGAGGGGGAUGGAGAUGAGACCGAGAAUGGGUUGAGGGAUUGGAUGUAG